AGUGGGUGAUGUAAAUAUAAGUGACAGUUUCUUGUACUGUCUUGAUAGUUGAAGCAAAGCAAAGCAAAUCGAAUGAAUAAUGGUUACAUCCUCUAUUCGAUUUGCCUCUCUUCUUCUUUCCCCAUUAACCCCUACUUCUUCUCACUCUCACACUCUUUCUUUUGCCUCACCCUCAUCCCGCUUCUCCUCGAAUUUGGGAGGAAGUAGAAACGUUACUCAAAAAUCUUAUUUGAAGGCGAAGGCUGUUUAUGUUAAUGAUUUUUUGGCCUCCGAGGCCGAGAAGAAUUUAAUUCAUGGAAUUUGGUCCAUCAGGGAAGAUUUGCAAGUCCCAUCUUCUCCUUAUUUCCCUGUACAUGCACAAGGACAAGGACCACCACCAAUGGUGCAGGAGCGUUUCCAGAGUGUUAUUAGUCAGCUUUUCCAAUAUAGAAUAAUACGUUGUGGAGGACCGGUUGAUGAUGAUAUGGCCAACAUCAUAGUUUCUCAGCUUCUUUACCUUGAUGCCGUGGAUCCUAGCAAGGAUAUUGUCAUGUACGUAAAUUCUCCAGGAGGAUCAGUGACAGCUGGGAUGGCGAUAUUUGAUACUAUGAGGCACAUUCGACCUGAUGUGUCCACUGUUUGUGUUGGAUUAGCAGCAAGCAUGGGUGCUUUUCUGCUAAGCGCCGGGACCAAAGGAAAGAGAUACAGCUUGCCAAAUUCAAGGAUAAUGAUUCAUCAACCGCUUGGUGGGUUUCAAGGAGGGCAAACUGACAUAGAUAUUCAGGCAAAUGAAAUGCUGCACCAUAAGGCAAACUUGAAUGGGUAUCUGUCCUAUCAAACUGGCCAAAGUUUAGAGAAGAUCAACCAGGAUACCGACCGUGAUUUUUUCAUGAGUGCAAAAGAAGCCAAAGAGUAUGGACUCAUAGACGGUGUCAUCACAAAUCCCCUAAAAGCUCUCCAGCCAUUAGCGUCUGCAGCCGAAGUUAAUGAUAGGGCUAGCGUUUGAACAUGAGAGAGACUGUUGCUUCAUUUUGAGUGAACCAUAGUGUUAAGUAAGAAUGAUUAAUCUUCCCAUGUUGAUAUCUGUGUGAAAUUGUGCCCGAAAGUUGAGGUAAAAAUGAACACAGUAUGUUUUUUAUUGGUUCAAAUUUUCAUGAUUUAUUGUUCUCUUGUAACCAUAAGUCAUCCAUAUAGUGAAAUUGGAUUUUUUUUUAUAUACA
This is a messenger RNA of Medicago truncatula (barrel medic), 1199 nucleotides long. RefSeq names its product ATP-dependent Clp protease proteolytic subunit 5, chloroplastic. Gene Ontology annotation, molecular function: ATP-dependent peptidase activity; serine-type endopeptidase activity; ATPase binding. Gene Ontology annotation, biological process: protein quality control for misfolded or incompletely synthesized proteins. The record is from RefSeq and is a predicted model, not a curated record. The coding region runs from base 80 to 985 and encodes 301 amino acids. Gene Ontology annotation, cellular component: endopeptidase Clp complex. NCBI's taxonomy places the organism in Eukaryota, Viridiplantae, Streptophyta, Magnoliopsida, Fabales, Fabaceae. The transcript is spliced from 9 exons.